AUGAUCGCCUUUUUGCAGCGGGCUGGGCGGACCAGGCCGCUGCAGGCCCAGGCGCGGCGCGCCCCACGGGCAAGUUACAGGGGCGCAUUGGUGGUGCGGGCCGUUGAGACGUAUGCCCGCGACUUCACCAAGGCGCCACGCCUCAUUCAGCACAAGAAUGAGGCCAAGGCCUUCUACGCCUUCCUGUCCCAAGUGUACGAUUACGUUGUGAACCCCGGCCACUGGACGACGGAAAUGCGGGAGGAUGCGCUGCAGCCAGCCCAGCUGGACAGCGCAGACCUGAAGGUGGUGGACGUCGGCGGCGGUACCGGCUUCUGCACGCAGGGCGUGGUCAAGGCGGGCAUCCCGCCAGCCAACAUCACGCUGAUUGACCAGUCGCCGCAGCAGCUGGCCAAGGCGCGGGCCAAGGCGGACCUCAAGGGAGCCACCAUCCUGGAGGGCGAUGCUGAGGACCUGCCCUUUGAGACCGACACCUUUGAUAGAUAUGUGUCAGCGGGCAGCAUAGAGUACUGGCCAGAGCCGCAGCGGGGGAUCUGCGAGGCUUACCGUGUGCUGCGCCCCGGUGGCGUGGCCUGCAUGAUUGGUCCGGUGCACCCCACCCACCCCAUCUCCCGCACCAUGGCCGACCUGUGGAUGCUGUUCCCCACCGAGGAGGAGUACCUGCAGUGGUUCAAGGCGGCCGGGUUUGCCGACGUGCAGCUGAAGCGCAUCGGGCCCAGCUGGUACCGCGGCGUGCGGCGCCACGGCCUCAUCAUGGGCUGCUCCGUGACGGCCACCAAGCCGGCGGCGGGGCCCUCCCCACUGGAGCUGGGGCCCAAGGCGGAGGUGUCUGAGCAGGCCAACACCAACCCGCUCUCCUUCCUGCUGCGCGUGGUGCUGGGCAGCGUGGGAGGGUUCUGGUACUUCCUUUUGCCGGUUUACAUGUGGCUGAAGAACCUGGUGUGGCCGCGCACCGGGCCCCUGGCAGACAAGUUCUGA
Molecule: messenger RNA, 978 nt
Organism: Chlorella variabilis
Lineage: Eukaryota; Viridiplantae; Chlorophyta; Trebouxiophyceae; Chlorellales; Chlorellaceae
Exons: 9
Coding region: 1-978 (325 amino acids)
Biological process (GO): methylation
Molecular function (GO): 2-methyl-6-phytyl-1,4-benzoquinone methyltransferase activity
Source: RefSeq, a predicted model, not a curated record